Misgurnus anguillicaudatus (oriental weatherfish) is the source of this 1548-nucleotide messenger RNA. The record is from RefSeq and is a predicted model, not a curated record. Lineage: Eukaryota; Metazoa; Chordata; Actinopteri; Cypriniformes; Cobitidae.
UAAGCCCUCAUGCUCUCGACAGACAGACUCAUUUCAGCAACUCCGAAUCAGUAAUUGAACAACAACAACAACAGAAGCCAAAGUAAAAAUGUACGGAAAUAACGGCAUUAUUUUAACAAUUUGCAUUCAAAUCCUGAAUGUCAUAUCAGCAAAAAAUUUUUUUAGAGUGGAGUUGUUUCCAUUAAAGUCCGUGGUUCCUGUUGGCAGUGCUCUGGAGUUAAACUGUCGCGUGAAAGAUUGUCCGGGUGACGCGACCAUCACCUGGCGUGCUCUUGAAGACAAGUCUCACGGUGGAGUUAUUGAGGAUAACCAGACUGUUUCCGUUUCCCGACUCAUCUUCAACAACAUCUUACCUGAACACAGUAAAGGCAUUUUGUGCAAAGCUCAAUGCUCGGGAGAACCGGGAGAGAAACCCGCUGUCGUACAAGUGUAUUCAUUUCCAACAGAUCCUGUGGUAGCCAGAAUAAAACAUUUCAAAGCAAACCAAGUACAAAGGCUCAACUGCACCAUCCACAACAUUUACCCUGCAGAAAAGUUUAAAAUUGAGUGGAUUCGUGGAAAUGAGACCCUUCACAAGGAAGUACCUGGCGAUUCUGUGUUAGGGGACUAUAACGAUGUUCAGAAUUUCUCCUCUACGUUCAACUACACUCCUUCUGUCACUGAUCUGGGCAAGAAUAUCAGCUGCAGGGUAACACUCAAUCUCCCUGAUUUCCCUUUUGAUUCGUACAGAUCAAGUCGUACAACAACUCUUGAAUAUGGACCUGGAACAAUUAACGUUUCCAGUAAUAGCUCAAUAGUACAGCUUGGGGAACAUUUGGAGAUAUCAUGUCAUGCCGAUGGAAAUCCUCAACCAAAAAUCCUGUGGAGGAAAAUUGGGGAGAGCAAUCCCAUAGCUGAGGGUCAGAAUGAGAAGCUGGUAAUAAACAAUGCUUCCUCAUCUCAGGAAGGUUUGUACGAGUGUGAAGCAGGAAAUGACGUGGGGAGCCUACAAAUGCCAGUGAACGUCAUAGUUAAUGUUUCCAAAAUCCAGCUAAAGAAUGGUGUAGACUCAAGUGAAGCUAAAAAUGACUUUGGGAUGAAUAUAAGCAUAACCAACUAUACAGUUAAAGUUUCUCUAAAGAGCCCCAAAAACCAGCUGGAGAAUGGUGUAGACCCAAGUGAAGCUAAAUAUGACGGGAUGAAUAUAAGCAUGAUUAACAAUACAGUUAAAGUUCCUACAAAGAUCCCCAAAAGCCAGCUGGAGAAUGGUGUUUAUCCAAGUGAAGCUAAUAAUGACUUUGGGAUGAAUAUAAGCAUGAUUAACGUUACAGUUAAAGAACUACAGGACAUUUCCACGACACCAGACCUACCAACAGUCAUAGUGCCAGCUGUAGGGUCAGUGUCUUUUCUGACUGCAAUAGCUGUGCUGAUCCGAUACCUUAGGAAAAUCAAGAGAAACUCUUUCAACAUACCAAUGAACUAAACCAAUAAUCUUGGAACCCUGACAAUGCAACAUCAUCUGCGGAUUUUUAUCUAUACAAUUUCUCAUAAACAGGUAUGGAUACAUUG